Nematolebias whitei (Rio pearlfish) is the source of this 1834-nucleotide messenger RNA. RefSeq names its product phosphatidylinositol transfer protein beta isoform. Lineage: Eukaryota; Metazoa; Chordata; Actinopteri; Cyprinodontiformes; Rivulidae. The coding region runs from base 49 to 867 and encodes 272 amino acids. Gene Ontology annotation, biological process: phospholipid transport. The record is from RefSeq and is a predicted model, not a curated record. Gene Ontology annotation, molecular function: phosphatidylinositol transfer activity; phosphatidylcholine binding; phosphatidylinositol binding. Gene Ontology annotation, cellular component: cytoplasm. The transcript is spliced from 11 exons.
CGCGUCGCUGGGCAGUGCCAGCAGCAGUACGGAAAGAGUGAAGUAACGAUGGUUCUCAUCAAAGAAUACCGUGUAGUUUUACCCUGUAGUGUUGAGGAGUAUCAAGUCGGGCAGCUCUUCUCUGUAGCUGAAGCAAGUAAAAAUGAGACGGGUGGAGGUGAGGGCAUUGAGGUUCUCAAGAAUGAGCCUUAUGAAAAUAAUGGAGAGAAAGGACAGUAUACACACAAAAUUUAUCAUCUAAAAAGUAAAGUCCCGGGGUUUGUCAGGCUCCUGGCCCCUGAAGGCGCUUUGGUUUUCCAUGAAAAAGCUUGGAACGCCUACCCCUACUGCAAAACCAUUGUGACGAAUGAAUAUAUGAAAGACAGUUUCUUCAUUAAAAUUGAGACAUGGCACAAACCAGACCUGGGAACACAAGAAAACGUGCACAAACUAGACCUUUCCACGUGGCAGAACGUAGCAGUUGUUCCCAUUGAUAUUGCAGACGGAAGUCAAGUGUCCAAUGCUGACUACAAGCCAGAUGAAGAUCCAACCAAGUUCAAGUCCGUUAAAACUGGGAGAGGACCUCUUGGACCCAACUGGAAGCAAGAACUGGCAAGUAAACCUGAUUGCCCAAAGAUGUGUGCCUACAAAUUAGUCACAGUCAAGUUUAAGUGGUGGGGGCUGCAAACCAAAGUGGAGAACUUCAUUCAUGAGCAAGAGAAGAGGAUCUUCACCAACUUCCAUCGUCAGCUCUUCUGCUGGAUUGAUAGAUGGGUUGAUCUAACUAUGGAUGACAUCCGGCGGAUGGAAGCGGAAACUCAGAGAGAGCUAGAUGAGCUUCGCAAACAGGGUAACGUACGAGGAACCAGUGCUGCGGAAGAAAAAUGAAAAGAGACAUGAUUUUAAACAGCCACAAAUCAAUGGAGUCAGCUAACACUCCUUAAAUAUCACCUUUUUACCCAAACUGGUUCAGGCUGUGGAGGAAGGAGCCCAGAUACCUGCGAUCAAUAGAUCAGAUCUUUGACUUGACCCCAAUCAUAGACAUUCUGUCCAGUAAGGAAUUGAUUUCUAGAAACCAACACGAUCCUAGUUUGAAAGACUCUGGUUUAAUUUCAAUCUCCCGAGCAGAGAAAGCCCAGCUAUCAUCAUCAUGUAAGAGAAACGUAGACUUUGAGACUUGUGGGGGAAGUAUUUGCUCUAUGGAUGCAAAAUGUUCAACCUAAAUUCAUGUUAGACCAAACAUUUCCAUUUGUAUUUUAUUUAAACCUUUUUAUUUGAUUGCCUCUUAACACAUUCCUCCCAAGGCAAUGUCCUUUGUCUCCUGCAUGGUCUUAGCGGUAAACACUGUAGCUCAGUGGUUUGCAUUCCCUGACACGAAACUGUUAUACUCAUGUUCCUUCCUGCCGUAGCCCCUAUUAAGUGAUUACUAACACCCUUGGCACCUAGGCCCAUUAUAAUCCCCCCCAUCACCCCACCUUAACCAAAGUACUGCAUCUUAUUAUACUGACAAUCAUGUCUGUGCAGGUAUUGCUUCGGUUCAGACUUAAUAAAAAGCCACACACAUGCGUGACGCACACAUUACACACAUGAGGAUGUUGAGUUUGUUCUAAGGUAUGCAGACACACGCAGGUGUGGAUACCUUUGCGCUGACUGAUCUGUUACAAGCUCAAGCUGGGCAGAUCUUUGCAAGUACAGUUCUUUGUACGUCUAGAAGAUGUUAACAGCUCUCAGCAGUCCCCCACCCUAGUCAUCCUCACUGUUCUAGGCAUUCACACAUAACAUUCAACAUUGCAUUAACCUCCUUACCAGAUGUCCCUGGAGGACAAACUGCAAUGGAAAAAAAUGCCACAGAUGG